AUGCAGGCGGAGGCAAUAAACGUUAUGGAUGUUCCCGUGGACAAAAGGAAGGAAGUCGCUGAUGCUAAGGAAAGAAUGAAAGGCUAUCAUCGCAGUGCGCAGGAGCGUUUCAUUAUUCUCAGUAAGGCUAUCGUGUUGGAGAUCCUUUGGGUAUUAUUUCAUGGGACAAACGCUUGUGCACCGUUGCCCACGCGUCAGCAACUUCUCAAAGGAGUAGAUCCCAAAUUUGGCGAGCGUCUGCUUGAUGAAAUGCUCGAUCGGACUGGAGUUCGCUUUUCCGAUGUAGCAGGUUGUGAAUCGGCCAAAGAAGCGCUCGAAGAGGCUGUAAUUUUGCCAGCCAUGAAUCCAGGGCUGUUCAGCGGUCUUCGUCAGCCUGUUAAGGGUAUUCUGUUGUUUGGACCUCCUGGUAAUGGAAAAACAAUGCUCGCGAAGGCUGUUGCGUCGGAAGCUCGUCAAGUUUUCUUCAAUAUUUCGGCGGCUAGUUUAACCUCAAAAUGGGUUGGAGAUGCAGAGAAAACAAUUCGUAGUCUCUUUCAAAUCGCUCGGAAUGCUCAACCUGCUAUUAUUUUUAUCGAUGAGAUUGAUUCUAUCCUAUGUGAUCGGUCCGAGAAGGAUACAGAAGUGUCUCGAAGAAUGAAAACUGAGUUUCUUAUUCAAUUUGACGGUGCAACCAGUAAUCCUGACGACCGAAUCCUUGUAAUUGGUGCAACAAAUCGGCCACAUGAACUUGAUGAUGCUGUGUUGAGACGUUUCCCCAAACGUGUGCUACUGGAUUUACCGGACGAAAAAGCUCGCCGCGUUCUCCUAAAAGCGACUCUUGAGAAACAUAAUAUGGCUGCCGGUCUAACUGAUUCUGACAUAAGAUGGAUUGCGUCGCAAACUCAUGGUUACUCUAACUCGGAUCUUGUCGCAUUGUGCAAAGAAGCGGCCAUGGUCCCGGUGAGAAGCAUAGAUCGUAAGAAGUUGGCAACUUGUGACGAGACUAAAUUGAGGAAUCUCAGGUGUUCCGAUUUCGAUCAAGCUUUAACGGUGAUCCGGCCUUCAUCAAAUGUCCGUACCCUUCAUGCCUUAGCGGAUUUCGCUAGACGAGCCGGACAGGGUGGGUGA
Haemonchus placei is the source of this 1107-nucleotide messenger RNA. NCBI's taxonomy places the organism in Eukaryota, Metazoa, Nematoda, Chromadorea, Rhabditida, Trichostrongylidae. The record is from the annotation of a GenBank genome assembly.